AUGGGCCAGGUGAGUGGGGCUAAGAGGGUUGUUGGUGAGAAUGUCACUAAGGCGUUGCAAGCCGUUGUGGACAUGAACACAUCUCUUAUGAUGGAUUUGAAGGCAGUGAGAGAGAAGAUUAAAUUAGAGAUUACAGAUGUGAUUACGAGUUUGGAAGUUGAGACUUUGGAUAAGAAAGUGAGAGAUGAUUUGAAGACGUUGAAACAAAGGAUUGAGAAACUUAACGAGCAAGUUGAACCGCCUGGUGGUCUUGUAAGUGGUCAGUUGGAACAGCUCAAAAAUGCCGAAGAGGAGUUCAAUCAGAAGACAAAUCCAAUUACUAUGGAAACUAGGAACCUGGACCAGAAUUUUAAGAGUGCGAUCCAACAGCCGCUUAGCAAGGCGGUCCAAGCAGUUGAUUCGGCGAUUGGGAACCUCGGCGGGAAUCUCAAGUUGAGCGGCGGUGAUGAAAAGAAAUUGGAAAAGAUUUUCGGGUAUAUUAAAGAUAAGGUUGGGAAUAUUAAGGGGACGCCGGGGAGUCUCAAUGGCGAUGGUGGCAAAGGUCUCGACGGGAUUAACCAGAAGAUAGGGGGGCUUGCUAGGGCGUUUGUUCCGGGAAACGGGCAAAAUGGUUUUAAUGCCAGAGUAGAUGGAUGGUUGGAAGGUGUCAUAGGGAAUAACGGGCAAGGGGCGAACAGUAAGCCCGGGUUGAAAGCUGUGAACUCUUGGAUUAAGGCGUAUAAUGGCAGGGUUGGGAAGCAAGGUGUCGAUGUAAAAGGAACUGUUAAAGAACAGAUUAUGAAACAAGCAGAAAUCUCACAAGCCGUUGAGCAAGCCCAGAAGAUCAUUGACAAAAUUAAGGAUAACAUUAACCAAAACAACAUCACAGAAAAUCUCACCGCCAUCAAGGAGGCUUGCGAUAAAUUUGUCGAGAAGCUUGAUGAGAAGCUCACGAAUAAUAAAAUUGGUGAGCUUGCCACGACGAUAGCCGGGAAGAUUCAGGAUCCACAGGGAUUGCAGAGGUCGUCUAGAUCUUCCACCAACCCUGAUUCAGAUCUCACUACCGCCGUCCGUGCCACCCUCCUUGCGCUAUGCGGCGGUGUCAAGCAUACUUCCGACGAACUCAACUUUUUGGGCAUAAGCGUGUUUGGCAACAUCCUGGAUAAAAUAAAGCCGACGGUUGAUGGGCUUCACGAUCAGCUUACCGCGGCGACUACCACCAACUCUUUUCCCCCUGGCCAACCAGAAAGCCCCGCCCGAGCCGUGGACAGUAAGUUGGAGGCGGUGAGGGAUGAGGUUACGGGGCUUACUGCCACCUUUACGGGUAGCGUCACUAAUAACCUUACCGCUGCAGUCUCAAAACUUCCCCAAGCAGUCACUGCUUUCAACACUGUCGCUCAAGCACAGAUCAAGGGUGCGGCGAAGGAGACUAUUAAAGCGGCGGCUGAUCAAAUUCAGAUGGACAGUGGUGGUAAUAUAAAGCUUGAGGAAAAUGGUCAAAUGUCUAACUUCGAAACAGCCCACAAGAUGAUCAGGAAUACCGACAGUGGCCUCCAACCACAACUUCAAGGAAAAGUUGAAGAGCACAUUGGAGAGGAUGAUACGGCGGUUGGUACAGGUGGUGGCGCAGAGAAAGUUAAGAUCGAAAAAGGGAAAUUUACGCAUUAUGAAAAACAUAUUACGCAGCCUCUGGAGUCGGGCAAAACUCUAGAAGGCAAGCAAGACGAAGGCCUCCUUCCAGAGGCAAUCGGAAGCAUCAAGAGUGUAGGUCUGGCAGAACUUAAAAUAAUCGAGCCAGUUGUCGGUGGCAGAGCAGCCGAAAUUACUCAACAAACCUUCGCCGCUCCGUUCAUCGCAAUUGAGAAAGAGCUUGAAGACAUCAAGAAAUUGGUUGAUGGUGCUUCAUUUAUGGAUGAUAAUGGCAGAGGAGUCAGGGUCCUACUGGAAGAACUUAAAAGUGAACUCGGUAAUAAGAAUGGCAACGGCUUUUGGUACGUAUUUCCUAAGGCUUUCGAAGAUAUUAAAAAGGCAAAUAGUGAUCUGCAUAACACUAAAUUCACUACAGGACUCAAACAAAUCGACACAGCCGUCCAAGCAGUUAGGAAGGAGCUUAAAGGGCUUUGGAAGGUGUUGCAGAAUAAAUAUGGUGAUAAAAGUGCUGUGAUCGACGUUUUACAAGAUUUGAGAGAUGCUGCGCCUUGUGAUAGGUCACGUUGUGAUGGCAAAGAUGCGGAGGAUACUGUGAAGUAA
Molecule: messenger RNA, 2229 nt
Organism: Babesia ovata
Lineage: Eukaryota; Apicomplexa; Aconoidasida; Piroplasmida; Babesiidae
Product: Extracellular matrix-binding ebh, putative
Exons: 1
Coding region: 1-2229 (742 amino acids)
Source: RefSeq, a predicted model, not a curated record